Messenger RNA from Melampsora larici-populina 98AG31, 1652 nucleotides. RefSeq lists its product as uncharacterized. The record is from RefSeq and is a predicted model, not a curated record. Gene Ontology annotation, molecular function: oxidoreductase activity; flavin adenine dinucleotide binding. Lineage: Eukaryota; Fungi; Basidiomycota; Pucciniomycetes; Pucciniales; Melampsoraceae. The transcript has 8 exons. The coding region runs from base 79 to 705 and encodes 208 amino acids.
CUGAACUUUGCCCUGGUUGGAGCCUGGUAUGGCGACAGCUCAAAGUUUCCGGCAGUCAUUCAACCUUUUUUGGAUACAAUGCCAGCGCCGAGCCAGAGGAGCGUAAAGAAGAGCGACUGGCUCACCAGCUUGCAAGGUUUGGCUGACUCGCAAGCGCUUUCAACUUCGGGCGUGGACUUAUCAGCGGAGCAUGAUACCUUCUAUGCUAAGUCUUUGACAACUCCACAGUCAACGCCAAUGUCUAAUUCUUCUAUCAAAGCUUUCUCAAAGUAUCUCUCAUCGGAAGGAUGGAAAACAGAUACGAAUUGGUUUGUCCAGUUCGAGCUUUAUGGUGGUCAGAAUUCAGCUAUCUCUGCUGUAGCAAAGGAUGCGACGGCAUUUGCUCAACGUUCCAUCUUGUGGACUAUUCAAUUUUACACCUCAUCUAGCAACUAUGCGCCACCUUUCCCCAGUGCAGGGUUGACAUUCCUAGAUCAAAUGGUUUCGAGCAUUGUAAACAACAAUCCUUCUGGAUGGGGUUACGGUGCCUAUGCCAAUUACGUCGACGAUCGCUUGACUUCCACUCAGUGGAAGAAUCUCUACUACAACACACAUUAUCAACGAUUGACGCAAAUCAAGUCUGCCUACGACCCUCAAAACGUCUUUGCAUAUCCUCAAAGUAUAACUGAGGCAAGCUCAACACGAAGAAACAAACGUUGGGUUUAAGAUGAAGAGAUAAAUUUCUCUCAUGUAACAUAAAAAUUUCAUAGCAUUUAAGACGUGUUCGGUCUUAAGCAUGGACUGGUGUACAAUUUUCAGAAAGCACAAUAUCUGAUAAUGAUAAUGAUCAGACUUCAUCUAAAGAAUGGAAUGAUAUAUUAUCGAAAGGAACCACAAUAUAAAGGAUCGCAGAUUAUGAGAAACAAAGUUAAUGUGGCCAAUUUGAUCAGAGAACUAAAUAUACAGGAUUUCUUCUGCUGAGUGCGAUCAACAUCUAAACAUAUCAUAUUUUCUGUCAGAUCUUUGAUCAUUUCCAUGCUUCACAUCUCUAAAGAUUUCCUGCUCACAAAGAAUUACAGGCCUCUUUGUUCUUUUGAUUUUUCUUUACCUGUGGCGACCUACUCGAUCUGUCUGCUUUGAACCAUGUGAUCGUCUCGUCGUAUAACCCAGGAGUAAAGGUGAAGCAGGGAUUACAUACGUAUCAUACAUACUGACAGAGUUUCGAAGAACUUCAAUAUCAGUCUUUUGUUGGUUAAUUUGGGCCAUUAACAGCCGAUAUCACGGUAAAUCUCUCUCGAAACCCAGAAAGCGUCCAGCCUACAUAGUCACCAGAGCUAGAGAGCUCAGAUUCUGAUAGGGUCAGAUGGUCAAACUUUACUCAUCAUAUGUACAGCAGCCCCGCUCACCUUCACGAUGAAGCCAAGACCAUCUCCUUUGGCAGCCAAUGAUCACCGCAAGGUCGCGGUGAUGUGUAAAGUAUAAAAAGUAUAAACUGCCCAAACGACCUACCCUGUUAGCUGGAGAGAUGGUGCAAAUCAGGCAUAUAAGGCCGUCGCCUUCUCACUUCUUGUGAGAAAUCAUUGUUGUAAUCCCACCUCCUGAACUUACAACUUCCAAGACUCGACUUGUGGGAUUCAACACUUCAAGAUUAUGCUUCGCUCUUUGUUUACCGU